Lotus japonicus is the source of this 1758-nucleotide messenger RNA. Its product is annotated as B-type cell cycle switch protein ccs52B. The record is from RefSeq and is a predicted model, not a curated record. Gene Ontology annotation, molecular function: ubiquitin ligase activator activity; protein binding; anaphase-promoting complex binding. Gene Ontology annotation, cellular component: anaphase-promoting complex. NCBI's taxonomy places the organism in Eukaryota, Viridiplantae, Streptophyta, Magnoliopsida, Fabales, Fabaceae. Bases 167 to 1603 code for a protein of 478 amino acids. The transcript has 10 exons. Gene Ontology annotation, biological process: positive regulation of anaphase-promoting complex-dependent catabolic process; anaphase-promoting complex-dependent catabolic process; positive regulation of ubiquitin protein ligase activity.
ACUGUUCCCUCUUUCUAUUUCAGCUCCACAAUCCGACCGUUGAGAAUCUUCUUCUUCUUCUUCUUCUUCAACCCUCUCUCUCUCUUUCUGUCUUUCUACUAUUCGCUUUCACAGUGAGAGUUAGAGUUCACCAUUUCUUCACUGAGAGAAGAAGCAAAACCCAAAAAUGGAGUCACCACAAGCAAAAAAAACUGGGUUGAACCUGCCAUCUACAAUGUCAGGGACAUCACUACGCCUCGAAACAUUCUCUGCAUCAUCUUCAUUCCGAUCAAUCUCGAACCUGUCACCAUCAAAGCCUUCAACAACCAGUGACAGGUUCAUCCCGUGUAGAUCGUCUUCGAGGCUGCACACAUUCGGCCUCAUUGACAAACCCUCGCCGGUGAAAGAAGGGAGUAACGAGGCUUAUUCCAGGUUGUUGAAGUCUGAGAUUUUUGGUUCUGAUUUUGCUUCUCCUUCUCCUUCUUCUCCUGCAGGUAACUCUGGUUCUCCGAUGAGUAGUCCCAGCAAGAAUAUGUUGCGGUUUAAGACGGAUCAUUCUGGACCUUCCUCGCCGUUUUCGCCUUCGAUUCUUGGUCACCAUUCUGGGUUCUCUUCUGAGUCUUCAACGCCGCCUAAGCCUCCGAGGAAAGUUCCCAAGACACCCCACAAGGUUCUGGAUGCUCCUUCACUUCAAGAUGACUUUUACUUGAAUCUUGUGGACUGGUCCUCACAGAAUGUUCUAGCUGUGGGGCUUGGAACUUGUGUUUAUCUCUGGAGUGCUUCAAACAGCAGAGUGACUAAGCUUUGUGACUUGGGGCCUUAUGAUGGUGUUUGUUCUGUCCAGUGGACCAAAGAGGGUUCUUUUAUUUCGGUCGGUACAUCGCUUGGUCAAGUUCAGGUUUGGGAUGGAACUCAAUGCAAGAAGGUCAGAACAAUGGGAGGGCAUCAGACAAGAACGGGUGUCUUGGCAUGGAAUUCUCGCAUUUUGGCUUCAGGGAGCAGGGACAGGAACAUCCUUCAGCAUGACAUGAGGGUUUCAAGUGACUUUGUUGGAAAACUAGUUGGCCACAAGUCUGAGGUAUGUGGAUUGAAAUGGUCCUGUGAUGAUAGGGAACUUGCUUCUGGUGGUAAUGAUAACCAGCUUUUGGUAUGGAAUCAGCACUCUCAACAACCAGCUCUGAGACUUACAGAACACACUGCUGCUGUGAAGGCCAUUGCUUGGUCACCUCACCAGAGCAACCUCCUUGUGUCUGGUGGUGGAACUGCCGAUAGGUGUAUUCGUUUCUGGAACACUACAAAUGGCCAUCAAUUGAACCAUGUUGACACUGGGAGCCAGGUGUGCAACCUUGCUUGGAGUAAAAAUGUGAAUGAGAUAGUAAGUACUCAUGGGUACUCCCAAAAUCAGAUUAUGGUGUGGAAAUAUCCAUCACUAUCAAAGGUUGCAACUCUAACUGGCCAUAGCAUGCGAGUGCUGUACCUUGCAAUGUCUCCUGAUGGUCAGACAAUAGUAACUGGUGCAGGGGAUGAGACUCUGCGGUUCUGGAAUGUUUUUCCAUCAAUGAAAACACCUGCCCCAGUUAAAGACACUGGCCUUUGGUCACUGGGACGCACCCAAAUUCGAUGACCAUUAGCACGGCUCCAGUGAAAUUCUUAUCAUUACCAAAAGGAGAAAAUUAUCUGUAUAUGGAUUGAUACUGUCAUUUGUUAUUGAUUACCAUUAGUCUAAUAAAUUGUGUAAAGUUUUCAUUCAAAAUUAAUGGUGUUUUAUAGUUGAAUUCA